AUGAAUUAGGUCAUUCUUUAUCUGAUGUUGAAAAAGUAAUAAAACCUGACUAUACAAGUUCAGAAAUUAGUGGCAAAGAAAAUAAAGAAAAUAUAUUUUAUAUUAUUCAAAUUCUAUGGUGA
Racocetra persica is the source of this 122-nucleotide messenger RNA. The record is from the annotation of a GenBank genome assembly. NCBI's taxonomy places the organism in Eukaryota, Fungi, Glomeromycota, Glomeromycetes, Diversisporales, Gigasporaceae.